AUGCCGCGAGACCGGUCGCCCCGCCGGCGCUCCCGGUCCAACGAGCGCGACAGGCGCCGGUCCCCGUCGCGAUCGAGGGAAAAAUACAGGGAUGUAGGAAGGUCGAGGAUGCACAGGCGGGACCGCUCGCGCUCGCCUCGCGACAGAUACCGAGGCAGGUCAAGAUCCCAGGAGCGGGGAGACGGCAGGCGGAGGAGCCAAAGCCCUGGUGGUGGCCGGCCGAGAAAGUCGGCCUUCAGCGAGGCGUCGUCUGCCGCCCAGGCACAAGCCCUCCAGCAGCUUCAGCAGCAGCAGUUGCAGCGCCAGCUCCUGGCUCAGCAGCUGUUGCUGCAACAGCAGGCACUGACUGGCACUAAUGCCAUGAUUGCUAACAAGAAACAGAGGGAGGUGUAUGUAGGGAAUUUGACCAUCGGGGUGGUCACAGCGGACAUGCUGAGAGAGUUGUUUAAUGGAGCGCUCUCCUCUUUGGUCCCAGACCCUGUCACCAACCCCCCCGUUGUGAAUGUUGCCAUGGAUGCGUCAGGGCGGUUUGGCUUUGUUGAGAUGAGAACAGAGGAACUGGCAACGGCAGCCAUGCAGCUGGACAAGGUGGAGCUGUGUGGCCGCCAUAUUAAUGUUGGUCGACCCAAGGGGUAUGUGGAGCCACCCUCCAAUCCAGCUUCGCAGGCAAAGCUGGGCCUGGCACAGAUGUUUGCUGCCACGCUCAACUGUGGUCCAACCACCACUGUUCUGUUGGAGAACAUGAUGCUGGUUGAGGCUGUACGGAAGGAUGCUGCAAGAGUUGAGCUGGUGGAGGAUGUUCGGGAUGAGGCCCGCAAGUGCGGCACCGUCCUGGGGGUUGUUUGCCCCGUCCCACCACCCACAGUGCUGGGUGGGGAUGGCUGUCGCAUAUACGUGAAGUUUCUGACUGUGGAGGAGGCCAAGCGGUGCAAAGAUGUCAUGGAUGGACGGCAGUUUGAUGGCAACAAGAUCAAGGCUGCCUUUGUUCCAGAAGCAGAGUACCAUCGGGCGGAGGCGGGCGAGUGGGUAUCCCAUCAGCAACAACAGGCUGCCCCUGCAAAUGCUGGGAACCCAACUGCUGGAACUGCGGUGCAAAUGGCCCCUCCUUAA
Molecule: messenger RNA, 1110 nt
Organism: Ostreobium quekettii
Lineage: Eukaryota; Viridiplantae; Chlorophyta; Ulvophyceae; Bryopsidales; Ostreobiaceae
Source: the annotation of a GenBank genome assembly